This is a messenger RNA of Petromyzon marinus (sea lamprey), 6227 nucleotides long. Its product is annotated as phospholipid phosphatase-related protein type 1-like. Lineage: Eukaryota; Metazoa; Chordata; Hyperoartia; Petromyzontiformes; Petromyzontidae. The record is from RefSeq and is a predicted model, not a curated record. Gene Ontology annotation, cellular component: plasma membrane. Gene Ontology annotation, molecular function: phosphatidate phosphatase activity. Gene Ontology annotation, biological process: signal transduction; phospholipid metabolic process; phospholipid dephosphorylation.
AGGGGCAGUGGAGAGAGAGAGAGAGGAGAGACGGAGGAGGAGUGGGGGAGGAGACGUGGCUGGCAAUUGGAAAAGGGGGGAGCUCUCCAGAAAAAAAAUCCACCCAGCUACAGCCCUCGCAUAGAAAAUGGCCGGGUAAACGUGCCUCCAUCACAGCAGACGCAGCCCUUCUGCUGGGAGGGUGGGGCGAGGACUGGAUACCAACCGGAGAGAUCACAUCACUCCGCCGAGGACCCAACAACCCCACGACGGAUUGGCGGGUGAGCGGGACGACUUGCUGACAUCAUGCCGAAAGACGCGCCCGAUGUUCAACGGAGCAACUCCAUCAUCCCGUGCUUUAUCUUCGUGGAGCUCGUCAUCAUGGCCGGGGUGGUGAUGCUGGCGUACUACUUUGAGUUCACGGACACCUUCCCCGUGCACGUGCAAGGCUUCUUCUGCUUCGCGCCCGAGCUCAGCAAGCCCUACCCGGGCCCCGAGGAGCACAGCAAGAUCCCGCCCGCACUCAUCUACUCGCUGACUGCCGGCCUGCCUGUGCUGCUGAUCUUGGUGGGCGAGGUGACAAACCACUUUGUGGAUUACGUGAACAAAGACCACAGCACGCGGGAGAGGACCAUCCUGACGGGGGACUGCUGCUACAUCAGCCCGCUGCUGCGCCGUCUCGUGAGAUUCACCGGCGUGUUCGCGUUCGGCUACUUCGCCACGGACAUCUUCGUCAACGUGGGCCAGGUGGUGACGGGGAGCCCCGUGCCGCACUUCCUCAGCGUCUGCCGGCCCAACUACACCGCGCUGGGCUGCGGCGCCGGCGCAGUUGCCGGCGGCGCCGGUGGCGCCGGCGGCGGCGCGGUCGCCGUGGCGGUGGCGGUGGCGGUUGGCGGCGGUAACGGCGUGGUCGGAGUCGCGACGGCACGCUUCGUGGCGGGCGCCGAGGACGGGGCGUGCACGGGCGACGGGCCGCUGGUGCAGCGAGCGCGACGAUCGUUCCCGUCCAAGGACGCGGCGCUGGCCAUGUACGCCGCCCUCUACGUGACGAUGUACGUGACGAGCACGGUGCGGGCGAGGAGCACACGGCUCGCCAAGCCCGUGCUGUGCCUGGCCGUGCUGUGCCUGGCCUGCGUCGCCGGGGUCAACCGCGUCACCGAGUUCCGCAACCACUGGGGAGACGUCCUGGCCGGGUUCACCGUGGGGCUUGGGAUCGCCUUCUUCCUGGGCUUUUGCGUCGUUCACAACUUCCGCCGGCAGUCCGUGUUGGCGGCAAAGCCCCGGCACGAGGCGGCCUACGGCAUGUCGCUGCUGGUCCUGCCACGUGUCGAGAGCCCCCUUGACACCCGCAACACCGCCCAGAACCACGCCACUUCUAUCACAGAGGUGACGUAGGCAUGGGAAGCUACAGGACGCCUGUACGCGUGGCCUGCACAGGGCAUCAGCACCGAGGACAGCUCCCUGCUGACACACGUGCCCACACAGACACACGUACACAGCAAUCUGCUCCACGGUUUCACACAGGCGGACACGAAACACAAACAUACACGCGCAUCCGUACACACCACACGUGCAAACCUGGUUUGUAAAGAAUACGAUUGCGUCAAAGAUUUGUAUUUAACAGCAGUGGAAGUAUUUGUUUUCGUUAUUCCCCGGGCUCUGUUUCUUUGUAUGAGUUGGUCACACACGUCUUAGCUUUUUGGUUCAAUUUGUUGUGGGGUUUUUUUUUUGUGAUCCACAAAAGCCAAAAUGUGUCUCACGAUGCUUUGAAAGAGGAUACGUGCGUUGGGAUGUUUCCUCAGUUCCUUUCGUCAAUGGGUGUUGUGUGUGUGGGCAGAAAGGUCUUGUCGUGCGAGGAAGUUUAUGCCACUCGAAGGUCCGUACAGAUGGGUUCUUUAAGAACCCAUCCCGCCAUUCCCUGGGGACAUUUGACAUCCUGUCGGGUCGGGGAGUUUAAAAGUCUGCGUGGUCCACACCAACCCUUGCCUCCGAGGUAAUGUUUCCACGAUGUGGCUCUACUAGGAUAUAUCGUACGAUCUAGGAAUCGUGAUAACCAUAGCGUCUGUUGUGCAAAAUAUCAUCACAUAGUGGUUACCGUUGGCUAUUUUAUUUUUUAACUUUAUAUAUUUCAUUUCCUCACGAAAUAUUUGUGAAAUAACAAACAAUAAUUAAUGUUCCAAAUAAAUACAUAUUAACCAUUGAAUGAGUGUUUUCGAAACAUCGUCUUGGAGUAUUUUACUCCAUAGCGGUUAUAGGAUGUGACAUUUUUUUAAAGUCUGUCUCAUUAACCAAUUCCUUCCUGUAUAACUGACAGCGUGUGUGUGUGUGUUAUACGCGUUAUAGAGUGUAACGCUGAGAAAGACGUAUCGCCGGUUGGAGUUGAGUGAACCUGCGAUUGAAGGACUUUUCAAGUUAAUCUUUAAUCAUACCGGAAUGACACAGCAAAAGCACAAAAAAACCCAAUAACAAUAAUAAAUACAGUUACAAAGUUAUGGGAAACUGAUAUCGCGGGAAUCAUCAUAUCGUCAACAUUUAUGUAUUUCUGUAUCUUACCGUACACAAAUGUAGUGCAGCAGUCCGACUACAAAAUUAUGGAAUCCUGCCACGAGGUACGAAUAUUGAGGUGUGUUUUAUUUUAACCACGUUUAAGUGUCAUCUUCUCACGGAUAAAACACUUAACUGUGCCGUGAAAAUGCCAAAUUUUACGGGUCAAUUUCUGUCGGAGAGUAUAAUGAAACCCUUUUUUUAAAAAAUGGAUUUAGUUCAAUGCUAUUCAUUUAAAGCCUCACGAACGCAACGGCCAUCCUUACAACCAGGUUUGCCUCUGAGUUUGUGCCAUUCACACAUUUCCAACGACAUUUGUACUUGAUCUUGAAUUAUCGUCAGCAAUGGGAGUGCUGGCGCCAAGCGAUUAACCUCAACCUUGUGAUAUUUGCGCAACCGAUGAGGACAUCAUUGAAGCGGCAUAUUUUAUUUUCUGUCGGGGGGGGGGGGUAAAAUCUAAAUUUAACGGUGAACCACUGCCACCAUCGAGGUUUCAAACUUGAUGUGCAGGUGUCCCCGUGCUUUGUGCGGUCGCAGUAGAUGCAUUUAAAAAAAAAUAAGGCAUAGGCGUGUAGGAGUGAAUUCAAACAGCAUUUCAGCAAAUUUCGAGUAUAAAUAGGUUAGCUACAUGAAAUCACGAUAAUCUAACCUGCUUAAAGUGAGGGAAACAUGCAUUACGCACGAAGUUUGCGUACUUAUUUAAUAAUUCAUUAAAUUACUCCUUGCUUUUAAACACUGACCGUUGACACGCUUAUGCAAAUUGGCUCGGGCCAGUAAUUCAAGAUAAAAUGCCAAUUCUCCACCAUGCGAAAUAAAACACAGCAUUCCUGUACAUGACAUUAUUAUCCUGUGUUUUCAGUCAAUUGUCUACAAAAACGGAUUAUUCCAAACACCCCCCCCCCCCCCCCCCCACUGUACAUACGAUGUAGCUGUUUUUUGUACUUUGUCUGGGUCUGUUUUGUAUCUUUUUUGUUAAAUACGGAAAUUCAUCUAUAGCAUUAGCACAACUUUAACUUUCAAACAAUUUAGCCAUUUUAAUGCACAAUUAGAAACACAGUUCUUGGGAAAAUGUCGUGAUUUUACAUGGGUUAAAAUAAACUUAAAAGGUAUGUUGUAAUGUUUAGCAAAUGAAAAUUGUUAUCAUGAGAACAUUGAAUUUAAAUGCACAUUUUAGAAACGUUUUAUGUUUACACUUGGAAAACGGAUUCCUUAUUUCCACUCUCACCAACCCACCGCUGUGUUUUCCCAAGUUUGACUGAUGUAUCCCCAUCCAAACACAAAUUGAGUUGUUGCACACUGCGAUUGGUAAACAUGUUCCAUGUGACAGAGGGGCAAUUCACGUGUUUGUCAGAGCAUCCCGGUGAUACAGUAAGUGAGACGCACAGGUAGACACACUAACGGUAAAUCUCGAUCUUAAUUUAAACCAAUCACUGUCUUCGUCUCUUCUGCAUGCAUGCUCGGGAUGAGUUUAGUAUUCCUUUUUUUUACAUUAAAAUUUUAGGCCCAAUUUAAAUGUAUCCAAUUUAUAACUUAACUUUUUGUAUGCGUUAAAUGUGAGAAUUCGAAUGUUUUUAAACAUUCUUCAUGGGAGUGUUUGACACACACUGGUAGAACUAUACUUUGAUGCAAACACUUGUAUAGUCCCAUCAUUUAAUUUGAAACAUUACAUUGCGUGUCGUAGGAAUUUCCGUCGCGAUGUCAUGUGUUCUGAUGAAUACAAUUAAGAGACGCAUAAUCCCAAAUUGCAUAGACAGAAUGGAAUCCUGAGAGUUUUUGGAUUCAUAAAUCGGGAACAUAUCCCAAGUGCACCCAUUUUUUUGCACAAAGGGGUCUACGUUGUAAUUGGCUCUUCGUGUCAUAAUGGACAUGGUCACCCAAUCGUCGGGCACUGGCAAUGUUUAGAAAUUCCAUUUGCAUUGUUAGCUAUUCACCAACGGCAAGCCACGGGAAAGGAGAGUAGAGCCAAGGGAUGUUAAUGUAUUGGGGGGUAAAAAAAAGGCAAAGAGAGAAGCGAAUGAAUGAGCGACGAGGGAGUAAAAGGGACGGAAAGGGAAGAGUGAAACGGGGUCGCGAAUGCAUCAGGGGAAGAUGAGGAUUGGGAGCGGCGUCUGUUUCCACAGGGGACCAGCGACGGGAAGAGGGGGGGAAGGGUUCAGAGUCGGUGUGGCCACACAGGGGUCACGUGAUUUACAGGAGGCUUGAGCUGGUUUAGAGAUAUACAGAUGAGAUAAAUUGGUAAACUUUAAGAGAUGCACAUGUCGUGGGUGGUUGAGGGGAGAAGUUCAGAAAGGCCUUGCCUUUGGGACAUAAAUUAUGUCUAGCGCAGCAUAAAAUGCACGGUCUCUUAGGUCUGCAUUGCUGAAGUGUCGGUUCACAGUAUGUGUAGCCCUGCCAUCAGCAACCUUCUCAAAGACAUGUCAACGUGGUUGAUGAAGGAGAUGAGACAUUUUUUUGUAAGAGGAUGUGUAACUUUUGAAACUGCUUCAGUGAUUUUGUCUCCGAUGCGCAACCGUAAUGAACCGGUGUGCAUCAUAGAGCUCUACACGAUGCUGCCGCAGUGAUGUAAUGGGUCAGCGCAUCGGACUUGCGAUUUAGAGGUCAUCGCAAAAAAUGGUGCGCGUAAUUAUUCUUAACCCUUUCCCAUUCCGAGACGUCUGCUAGUUACAGGGUGGGUUGUCCCGUUCACCGCUGAAUCUCGAGACGCGCAAGGGGUUAGCAUUCAUUUAUCUAGAAAGGCGUAGCGCCGUAGAGACCUGUAGUGACAUGACCGCACUCUACGAUAGCUGGUGCCAGAACUGUGCCACACGCCCUCCCGCGUGACCUUUUACUUCCGAGUCCAUUUCGAUGACGUACGCGAAAGCUGACGACGUAAACGUACGUCAUCGAAAUGGGAAAGGGGAAUGCACCCCCUCCCCCCUCCCCCACUGUUCACCAAGAACCAUCAAUGGGUACACCACACUCAGUUGAUUGGUUGAUCAUGCGUUGUGGGUAGAAUAGACCGAAUUUACCCUCUCGAGCGCCCUCGAGUUGAGAUGCUUCCGCCUGCAAUGGAGAUAUCAAGCAAUUGUAGGACUGCGCCUUUACCUUUUAACAGACUGAGUGAACCAUUGUUUUUAUUUGUUAAACUUUUAUUUGUUAAACUCCUACAGCACCUGCUGUCUAAGUUACAGCAACGUGUGAUUAUUCAUUUCUGGUGACAUUGAAGGUGACUGUUAAUAAUUAUACACGAGCCCAAUAUUAAACGUGACAAACUCCUAAUCUGUGAAUUGUUUUCCUGCAACCAACACAGUUGAAUCCCCCUAAUUGGAAAAAAAAAUACGUAGAUUGUAAAUGUUUUCACCUUGAGAUAAAAUGUUGUGUUUUGAUAUGAGAAGUUUUUUUUAACGCCCAUGCUGAUACAAAGCCUUAUGCUAAACUGCUUAAAUGCAUUUCUGGAAGUUGGUUUACAAAUUAAGAUUGACGUUUAGACUUUGCAGUUGAUGUAAAUGCAGUUAAUAUGACAGUCGUUGCAAAAUAUUUCCUGUGCCCUGGUAUUUCCGGAAUUACCACAAUACAGAAAACAAGUCGGUGAAUAUUAUGCCUAAUUUGUAACUGUGAACAUUUGUGUUGGCUUAUCAAUCAUUUAACUUAAUGAUGAGUGAACGUUGUUUUCGUACUAAACUUAGUGGUUUCAUUAUCGGUGGGUUAUCUUCUAAAGAGUUGUG